AUGUUUGCCCUAUCGACCUGUGCGAGGUGCGCGGAGCCCAUCCCGCACAACGCGCCGCGGUGCUCUCGCUGCCGCACGCGCUACUGCGGCGCCGCGUGCCAGGCCCAGCACUGGAACGCGGGCGGUCACAAGGACCUCUGCAAGAAAAUUAAGAAGCGCGGCGGCGCCGAGAAGGCCAACGCCGACGCCAAGUACAAGGCGGCCGUGACGGACGCCGUCGAGGACUGCAAAGAAGCCACGAAGGGCCAGACCUGCUUCAUCUGCACGGAGGGCGCCGAGCGCCGCCACACGGCGAACGAGGGCCUCGUGACCGGCUAUUGCGCGUGCCGCGGGACGGCGGGCUUCGUGCACAUUAGCUGCCUGGUGGAGCAAGCGAAGCUCGCGGUCGCGGACGAUAUGUCGCGGGAGGAGCAGUGGGAGAAGUGGUCGCGGUGGAACACGUGCCGCCUGUGCCACCAGCCGAUCCGGGGCAAGGUGAAGUGCGCGAUCGGCUGGGCGUGCUGGAAGGCCUACGCGGACGGGUCCUACCUGGACCGGGCGAGCGGUACGUUCAAGGCCGAGUUGAAUACGUUCCAGGCGUUUAACGCACUCGGGGACAGCUUGCCCCACGAGGAGGCGCUGACCAUCUACCAGACCCUCUUGGCUGCUACGAAGAUCGCGGCGCUUCAUGAUGCGAAUUACAGGGCCAUGAUACUCGUCGCCGAGACGAACGUCGCAAAGGUCUUGGAAGAACUCGGCCGGCACGACGAGUCGCUGGAGAUAAGGCGCGGCCUCCUCGGGCGGACGAAGGCGUACCACGGCGCGACGUCCAGAGAUACGUUCAUCGAUGCGCUCAACCUGGGAAAUAGUCUCUUCGAGACGAAGAAAUACGAGGAGGCGAAGGCACUCCUGCCCGAGUAUGUGGACUCGUGCUGUGCAACGUACGGCCCGGACCACCGCCUGACGCUGAAGCUGCGGUUCUCGCUCUGUCGAUCCCGGGGCGUCGUCUGGGAUGGUUCCUUCGAAGAGGUGUGUGAGUCCGACAAAGACCUGGCGGACAUCGAUCGGCGCGCGCGGAGGGUGUUAGGCGAGGGAGACCCCUUCAUCCAAAACAUCAAGGCCGAACAACUCAAACGGAAGAUCUACCACGACGGUAUGGCCAAGGCCGGCGACAAGCAGCGCAGCGACGCGGAGAUCGAGGAGAUGUUCACGGCGGCUGCUGCGGAGAACGGCGUGGACGUCGCCAAGGCCGAGGCGGCGGCACGCGAGCGGGAGCGCGAGGCGGAACUGCAGAAACGAUUGGUGGUGGUCGCGCCAAGCCCGAGUGGUGAAAACCGAACGAUAGUAGCUUCGCUUGACGCGAUAAAUGAAAAGGGCGUACUCGCGCCGGAAUUGCGGAAGCAUAUAUAUACGGUCGCGGAGGCGACGGCGAAGUUCGGCACGAAUCGCCCCAAGAUGACGAAGAUGAUUAGAGAUGUUGUAACUGGGCAUGAUGCCGCGAAACCGAAGCCGGCGGCGGCCCCGAAACCAAAGCCGGCGCCGGCGCCGGCCCCGAAGCGCGCGGGCAUCGACUACUCGAAGUGGGACAACCUAGAAGACAGUGACUAA
Molecule: messenger RNA, 1587 nt
Organism: Pelagomonas calceolata
Lineage: Eukaryota; Pelagophyceae; Pelagomonadales; Pelagomonadaceae
Source: the annotation of a GenBank genome assembly